AUGCAAGAAGGGUUGAUUGAUAAUCGAGAUAUGCCAGAGGGAAGAAGGAUCAAAGAUUUAGUAGAGGUAAUAGAAAGGAGAAAAAAAGAGAUAGUAGAACGAAAACCUUCCCAAAAAAAAUCCGAAGCAGAAAAGUUGAAUAAAAUUGGAAAAGAAGCAGUUUUUUUUCAAAAACAAUUAGCAGAAAGAGACAUUAUUUUAGAAGAGGAUAGUUGGGCAAAUAGGGUUUUAGAAAUUAUUGAUGAUAAAAAAGCGAUGGAGGAAAAAGUUAAGCAGGCGGAGGGAAUUUUAGGAUUACAGUUGAAAAAUUUAGAGGAGAGCAGCCCACCUUUAACUAAUCUUUCUGAAACGGUUAAUUUACUACCUAAAAUUGGAAUAAACUUAAAAAAAGGUGAAAAUGGUCGAAACUACUAUGAUGCCGAAAGUCUAAGCAAUAAAUUGACCGAGUUAAUAAGAAAAGAGGAAGAAAAUAAUUCAUUGCGUGAGACAAUUAAAACCAAGGGAGAAGAAAUAGAACAACUUAAAAAUGAUUUAGAUGUUGUAAAGGGGGAAAAAGAAUCAUUAACUAUUUUUUUUUCCAAAAAAGGCAAAGAUGAAAAAGUUGCAGGCUGGGAGAAAAAAAAUAAAGAAUUAACCAAUUCAUUAAGUAAUGCUCAAAAAGAAGUUGAAGACUUGCAAAAAAUAAUUGCUGAAAAUGCUAAUAUAGCAAACAAAGAAGAGCAAGAGGACUUAGAAGCAAUAGCCAGAAAUUUAGGAAUAGAAGAGCGGGAAGUGAAAGACAAGCCAGUUGAGGAAAUACAAAAAAUUAUCAAAGAAAAAGCCGAGCAACUUCAGAGGGUCAAAAAUAAAGUUGAAGAAUUACCAAACUUGAUAAAUGCAGAUGGGAAAGUUAGUGAUGAUAAACUAGAAAAAUUAAAAAAAUUAAUUGAAAACCGUGAAAAUACUGCCAAAAGAAUUAGCGAAUUAGAAAAAGAUACGGCGAAAAAACUAUCCGAGGCGGAAAAAGUAUUGACCGAUGAACAAACUGAACAUGAAAAAACUAAAACCGCCUUAAAUGCUGCCAACCAGGACAAAGAUAAGGCUAAUCAAAUUGUUGAUGAGGCAAAGGAAGCAUUAGGAACGGGAACAACCAAUCCUGAGGCGGCUAAAACUAAAAUAGAAAGUUUAGACCAAGCCGCCCGAGAGGCUAAUGCGGCUCAAGCCAAAGCAGCCACUGCCAAAACUAGAUUAGACCAAGCCGAAAAAGACCGCGAUGCCUACUUAGCAGCAUUAAACAAAGCACAAGAUAAACAAGAUAAACAAGAUAAAUUAAAUAAUCUUAUCGACCCUAAAGAUUUAGAUCAGAAAAUAAAAGAGGUGCGAACCGAAUAUGAAGGAUUUAUUAACCCUAAAAAUAUUACCCCGACUCGCCAAGAAGCCGGAUUAAAAACUGAGGACGAAGUAAAUGUGGAGUUAGAUAAAAUAGCCCAUCAAUUAGGUUUAGGCAACCAUAAUGAUUUAACCGAUAUUAAUUUAGCAAAUCUUCAAGCCGCAGAAAAGGAAAGAAAUAAUGCCCGCCGUUCCUUACGAACCGAUAAUCUAAACACUCUUCCGCCGAUACCCGCCGGUGAAACCCUUCAAACUUUACUGGAACGACCCACUCAACCAGAACUAGUGGAAGCGGUUAACAACGCUCGCCAGCAGGAGGCUGAAAAGUAUACUAAUCACAUUGACCCCCAUAAUUUAGAAGCGGAAGCUAAAAAGGCUGGUUUUGGCUUUACUCAGCAAGAUAUUGAUGAGGCAGAGUAUAAAAAAACAGAAGCAGCACUCACUAAUGCUAACAAUACCAUCGUGACUGCCCAAAAACAGUUAGAAAAUUUACAAAACCAGUUAGCAACUAAAUUAGGGUAUAAUAGUCGUCCCGACACCACUAUUGAGAAUUAUAAUCGUAUUUUAAAUGAUCAAAAACCGGGUGAUUACGAUGAAAUUAAAAAUGAACUGGAAAGACCGGAUAUUCCGAUUACUAAACAGGAAUGGGAAAAUGAUUAUAGACAAAGACCGACCCCAGAACAGUUAACCCAAGCAGUUCAAAAAGAAAAAGAUAAAUAUUCAAAUCAUAUUUCUCCGGAAAAAUUAACCACUGAUUACAUAGCCAAAGAUAAAUUAGAGGAAGAAGCAAAAAAACAGGGAAUGGUUCCGAAAGAGGAUUAUGAUAAAGUAGUUAGGGAAAAAAAUGCCCGACCUGACAUUACCAAAGCAGACUGGGAAAAUGAUUACAGUAAACGACCAAAGCAAACUGAUUUAGACCAGGCCAACAAGAUAAUUCAAGAUUAUGAGAAUGAUUUAAAAAUUAAGUUAGGGUUGAAAAACCGACCUACUUCGGACAACUCUGGCGAAAUUAAGACCAUUUUAGGAUUAGGCUCUACGGAUAAUUUACCAAAUGAUUGGCAAAAUCAAUUAGUCAAAAAAGAUGACUUAGUGAAAAAAGAAAAUGAAAAGGCAAAAACGGUCGAUGAUUUACAAAGGGAACUGGAUGAUUUAAGGUCUAAGCCAGCAGGUACAGCCCUUACAGCCGAACAGGAGAAGAAAUUAAAUAAUUCAAAAAAAGCAGCAACAGGUGAUAAACUAACCGGCAAACUGGAAAUUAAAAAUUAUCCAGUCUUGACAGAGAUUGAUCUCGGCGAUAAUGAAAUAACCGAAUUAAUCAUUCGUAAUUGUCCAAAUUUAAAAAAAGUAAAUGUUAAAAACAAUAAAAAACUUAAAUUACUGAAACUUGAUGAAAUAAAUUUAGUAAAUGGUUCCUCAGUUGCUAAUAAUCUAAUUAAGGGAUUUGAAGAACUAGUUUCCCUUGACAGAAUUAUUAAAGAAAAUACUCCAAUUAGAUAUCUCCUUGAAGACAAAUUGAAAGGAUAUCAAGAAGCCAAAGAAGUGGUUAAAGAAAUAAUUGAUUUAACUCCGGAUGGAAAAUUGCCAGACUCAGUAAAAACCAAUGGGAAGUUAGAUAAAAAUAAAUUAAGGAAUGAGUUAGAAAAGAUGAUUGUCGAAACUAAGACCCCCCAAUUAAAAACCGACAAAGAAAAUGCUGAAAAAGAACGGGAUGCAGCCAAGACUGAGUUGAAAAGCACUAAAACCGAACACGACCAAUUAAAACAAGAAUCAACAAAAAUAAGGAGUGAAUUAGGUUUAGGAGAGAAUGCAACCUUACAGCAAAUUUUGGAUGAAAUAAACAAAUUGAAGAAUAGACCAACCAAUGGUCCAGUUUGUACCCAUAAUGAUUAUGAUGAUAUAAAGGCUGAACGAGAUAGAUUAAAAACCGAAAAUACUAAACUAAAGGAUGAAAAUAAAGAGAAUGCAGAUAUAGAUGUAAUUACUAAGAAG
Ambispora leptoticha is the source of this 3357-nucleotide messenger RNA. Lineage: Eukaryota; Fungi; Glomeromycota; Glomeromycetes; Archaeosporales; Ambisporaceae. The record is from the annotation of a GenBank genome assembly.